UGGGCGAUACGAGAAGGUGGAUCUUACCUCUGCACCUUUUCUGCGGUCCCCUAUCUGUUUGUCAUCAUGAGUAGUGAAUUCCUGGCGGAGCUGAAUUGGGAGGAAGGGUUCGCCAUCCCGGUGGCGAACGAGGAGAACAAGAUACUGGAAGAUCUGUUGUCAAAGCUGCGGGAUGAAAGGUCAAGCUUUCAAGAUCAGCUACGUGACUAUGAAGACCGAAUUAAUGCUAUGACUUCUCACUUCAAAAAUGUUAAGCAAGAGUUCUUAUUUACCCAGUCUCUUUGCAAAGCCAGGGAGCAUGAGAUUGAAAGUGAAGAACAUUUUAAGAUGAUUGCUGAAAGAGAACUGGGACGAGUGAAGGAUGAAAUGCAACGACUGGAAAAUGAGAUAACUUCAAUACGGGAAAAGAAAAGUGAUAAGGAAAAUUACAUAUUUAAAACUACUCAAAAACUGGAUGGUUUGAAAUGUCAAAUGAACUGGGACCAGCAAGCAUUGGAGGCAUGGCUGGAAGAAUCGGCUCAUAAAGAUAGUGAUGCCCUCACUCUUCAGAAGUAUGCACGACAAGAUGAUAAUAAAAUUAGGGCACUGACCCUGCAAUUAGAAAGGCUGACAGUGGAAUGUAAUCAGAGAAGAAAGGUACUUGACAAUGAACUUGCAGAGACUCUAAGUGCACAGUUAGAAUUGGAUAAAGCAGCCCAAGAUUUUCGUAAGAUUCAUAAUGAAAGGCAAGAACUCAUUCAACAGUGGGAGAACACAAUAGAACAGAUGCAGAAGAGAGAUCGAGACAUUGAUAACUGUGCCUUGGCAUUAGCAAAGAUAAAGCAGGAAAUAAGAGAAAAAGAAAAUUUGGUUAAGGAAAAGAUCAAGUUUUUGGAAAGUGAGAUUGGGAAUAACACAGAGUAUGAGAAAAAAAUUUCUGUUGCUGAUCGUAAAGUUUUAAAAUGUAGAACGGAAUAUCAAUGUCAUGAAACUAAUAGAAUUCAGCUGAAGGAUGAGCUGGAUUCUUUAAAAGCCACUGUGAAUAGAAGUUCCAGUGAUUUAGAAGCUCUGAGGAAAAAUAUUUCCAGAAUAAAGAAGGACAUUAAUGAAGAAACAACAAGGUUACACAAAAUUAAAAAUCAUAAUCAGAUUGUAAGAAAAAAAUUAAAGCAGAUAACUGAGAAAACUACGUCUGUAGAGGAGAAAGCUACCAACUUGGAAGACAUGCUAAGGGAAGAAGAAAGAGGUGCGAAAGAAGUAGAAGUUCAGUUGAACAUAGUGAAGGAUGUGCUAUUUAAGAAAGUUCAGGAAUUACAGACUGAGACAAUGAAAGAAAAAGCUGUUGUAUCUGAAAUUGAAGGAACCCGUUCUUCUCUAAAGCACCUCAACCAUCAGUUACAUAAACUGGACUUUGAAACCUUACAGCAGCAAGAAAUUAUGUACAGUCAGGAUUUUUACAUUCAACAAGUGGAACGCCGAAUGUCACGGUUAAAGGGAGAAAUUAACUCAGAAGAAAAACAAGCCCUUGAAGCAAAAACUGUUGAACUUCAAAAGACAUUGGAAGAGAAAAAAUCUACAUUUAACCUUUUGGAAACACAGAUCAAGAAGCUUCAUAAUGAUCUUUACUUUAUCAAGAAGUCAAAUAGUAAAAAUCGUGAUGAAAAACAGUCCCUCAUGACCAAAAUAAAUGAACUAAACCUCUUCAAUGACAGAUCAGAGAAAGAACUUAAUAAAGCCAAAGCUUUGAAACAGGAUUUGAUGAUAGAAGACAAUCUUUUAAAACUUGAGGUUAAACGUAUUCGAGAAAUGCUUCACAGUAAGGCAAAAGAAGUUCUUUCUCUGGAAGAAAGAAAACAGCAAUUACACACUGCUAUGGAGGAACGGACCGAAGAAAUUAAGGUUCACAAAAAAAUGCUUGCAUCACAAAUAAGAUGUGUUGAUCAAGAACGGCAAAAUAUAAGUGCUGAGUUUCAUGAGCGGCUAAGUAAAAUUGAUAAGCUGAAGAAUAGAUAUGAAAUUCUUACUGUUGUUAUGCUGCCUCCUGAGGGAGAAGAGGAGAAAACGCAGGCCUAUUAUGUAAUAAAGGCUGCUCAAGAAAAAGAAGAACUUCAAAGGGAAGGUGACAGUUUGGAUGCUAAGAUCAACAAAGCUGAAAAAGAAAUCUAUGCUCUAGGAAACACCUUGCAAGUGCUGAACAGCUGCAACAACAAUUACAAACAAUCUUUUAAGAAAGUGACUCCAUCUAGUGCUGAGUAUGAGGUAAAAAUUCAACUAGAAGAACAAAAGAGAGCUGUUGAUGAAAAACACAGAUACAAACAAAGACAAAUCAGAGAACUACAGGAAGAUAUCCAGAGCAUGGAAAAUACUUUAGCAGUUAUAGAACAUUUAACAAAUAAUGUCAAAGAAAAAAUAUCAGAGAAGCAAGCUUAUGCACUUCAACUAAGGAGAGAAACUGAGGAGCAGAAGCCAAAAUUAGAGAGAGUAACUAAACAGUGUGCAAAACUCAUCAAGGAAAUCCGUCUUUUGAAAGACACGAAAGAUGAAACACUAGAAGAACAAGACAUCAAACUUCGUGAAGUGAAACAGCUUCACAAGAUCAUUGAUGAAAUGUUAGUUGAUAUCACAGAAGAAAAUGCUGAGAUUGGUAUUAUCCUUCAAACAUACUUUCAACAGAGUGGUUUAGCACUACCUACAGCUAGUACUAAAGGGAGUCGUCACAGUUCUAGAUCUCCUUCCCAGACUUCACUGGUAUCAGCAAGGUCAUCUAAGAGUACAAGUACUUCUGCUUCUCAGACUUCAAUUAAAGUAUUAGAGCUGAACUUCCCAGCCUCUUCACUAACUGGCAGCACUUCUAGACCAACUAGUGCUAGCAGUGGCUCCAGUAAUGGUAAAAGCAAAAAGAGCAGCAAAUAA
Molecule: messenger RNA, 2892 nt
Organism: Eubalaena glacialis (North Atlantic right whale)
Lineage: Eukaryota; Metazoa; Chordata; Mammalia; Artiodactyla; Balaenidae
Gene: CCDC39
Product: coiled-coil domain containing 39
Exons: 20
Coding region: 67-2892 (941 amino acids)
Biological process (GO): cilium movement; cilium-dependent cell motility; inner dynein arm assembly
Cellular component (GO): axoneme
Source: RefSeq, a predicted model, not a curated record